CGGCUGGGCACGGCGGGGCCGGCGCCACCAUGUACCGCUCCACCAAGGGCGCCUCCAAGGCGCGGCGGGACCAGAUCAACGCCGAGAUCCGCGCCCUCAAGGACCUGCUGCCCGUGGCCGAGGCUGACAAGCUGCGCCUCUCCUACCUGCACGUCAUGUCCCUCGCCUGCAUCUACACCCGCAAGGGUGUCUUCUUCGCCCAAGGUGCUCCCCCCGGUGCGCCCGAGGCCCUGCUGUCAGCACCGGAGCUGGAGGAGCUGGUGCGGGCACUGCCCGGAUUCCUGCUGGCAUUCACGGCUGAGGGCAAACUGCUCUACAUCUCCGAGAACGUGGCCGAGCACCUGGGGCACUCCAUGGUGGACCUGGUUGCCCAGGGCGACAGCAUCUAUGACAUCCUGGACCCAGCCGACCACUUCGUGAUGAGGAACCAGCUGGCAUUGCCAUCACCCCCUGACACAGAGCGCCUGUUCCGGUGCCGGUUCACCACAGCAAAGGCAGCACGGCGCCAGGGCGCAGGCAACAAGCUGGUGCUUCUGCGCGGCCGCUUCCACCCACCCCUGCCGGGGCCUUACUGGGCCUCCAACCCUGUGAUCACAGCCUUCGCUGCCCCCCUGGAGCCUGCACCACGCCCUGGUCCCAGCCCUGGCCCUGCUGGCCUGCUUCCAGCUGCCUUCGAGACCCGCCAUGCCAAGAACAUGGCUCUGCUGGAUGCCUCUGACAGUGUGCUGUUCCAUCUGGGCUUUGAGCGGGCUGAGCUCGUGGGGCGCUCAUGGUACGGGCUGCUGCACCCUGAGGACCUUGGCCACGCAGCCACCCAGCACUGCCGCCUGCUGGGCGAUGCUGGAGACGGUCCCGUAGAGCUGGUACUGAGGCUGCAGAGCCGAGAUGCGCUGCGCUGGGUCUGGGUCUACAUCCUGGCCCGGCCGGAUGGCCCCGACCGCCACGUCUCCUGCCACAACUAUGUCAUCAGCGAGCCAGAGGCCUGGUGUCUGCGCCAGCAGCUGGCUCUGGAAGACCCUCAUGGGGGCUUGGACUUUGCUUACCUCUUCUACGAUCCUCCACCACCGCCACCCCCUCCUGCGCCCCCCAAGGAGCUGGCCUGCACCCCACCCUACACCCCCCACCCCCACCCUGGUGGCGCCUUCCUGUUUGGGACCCAAGAGUCUGUGCCGGGGACCACACCGGAGCCAGUGCCAGAGGGCUGCGGCCUACCCUACGAGAAGCUGCCGCCCACCCCCGACAGCCCGGGCAGCGGAGACUGCACAGUGAUGACACUGCCCCGCAUCACUGGACCCCUCUACGUGGACGUCCCUGCUGGGCUGCUCACACCCGAGGCCUCGCCGGGCAAGCGGGGGCCCUGCCUCUGGCCCCUAGCCCUGGACAAAGCUUGGCCUGGGCUGGAUUUGCUACCAGACCCUGAGGAUGCCGCGCUGCUGGAAGACACAGCCAGUGUGGAGGAGCUCCUGGACGCGCUGCUGGUGGAAGCUGGAGCUUGGGGGGGGGUCUCCCCCGGCCUGCUGCCCCUUCCUGCCGCUGCCUCGCCGCCUGCACCCCCUGGCCCUGGGGGCCUGUCCCCUGCCGAGCGGCACCUCCUGGACGACCUGGCAUCCUACGAAACCGCCUUCGAGGCAGGUGCCUCGAGCCGCCCCCGUGAUGGGGCGGGUGAGUUGCAUCAACUCCAUGGACGCCCGAGUGACACCUUCCACCCAGAUGGAAGCGAGAGUGACCCCACGUUCUGAAAUAAGUCUGUGACUUAACUUCACCCAGUAUGGCAUAUUGUCAUAUUUCGAGGAACCCCCUCUCCUCCCCCGCCUGCCAGCCGGCACGGAGACAGCACCCGGACGCCUGGGUUCUCCGACUCCCCCACACCCCGCACUGGACGGCGCGUGGCCCGGCCAAGACAACAUGAUGGACCAGCCCAAGGAGCCGCCCGGGCUCUGGGAAGUGCUAAUGUACGUGGAUAUCUACAUGGACCUGUAUCACUCGUAACGAGUUGCUGUAAUUAAAUACCCCCAUCCCCUCCCCGGGGGUCCGGCCUGGCGUCGGAGGCCCCUUCCCACCCCGGCCCCCCGAAUACGGCACGAGUAGGUGGUAUCUAACCUACGGCAGUAAGCGCCCAUGGCUGUUUGGGUUAUUCUCGGCGGCGCUGGCUCUGGGUUUUUGGCAGAGCCGCGCCAGCCCCAGAGGCCCCCCCCCCAUUCCUCCCACCCCCCGCGCCCCCCUUUGGGGGCCCAGACAAUGCUCCCACUGGACUGUCAAGGCAGGAGGCCCCAUUGCCAUGAUGGCCAAGUAGACUUGGAGUAGGCCAAAGCCUGGGGCCUAGCACACAGGAUGACACCUAUGGUGGAAUUUGGCCAACGGCUGGGGCAGGAAGCUGAAGAGUGGGUGCCCCCCAAAUUGGGCAGGGCACCCCCCCUCCCCCCACUAACCCCAGUUGCCAAAAGACUGGGACUAGGCUGAAGCCUGAGGCCUGCUGUGGUAGGCAGACUAGGUUGAAACCUGAAGUAGAUUUUGGUCAUGGGGCUGGGGAUAGGAGGCUGAGGAGGGGACACCCCCCAAAUUGGGGAGAGUGCCCCCCCUUUCCCCUCCUGCACCCCCCAGCCCGACCAGGCCUCAACUUCACCAUGGCUGCACCCCUCCGGCCUUGACAAUCCCAUGAACCAGGAGAGAGAGCGAGAGACCUCUGCACACACACACACACGCACGCGCAUGCGUGUUGCCACAUGCUGGGAGCCCCGAGUCUCACGGGACCCCCCAAAGUUGCUCUAAAUGAUCCCUCCCAUAAUGGCUUCGUUAGCAAGACGUGGUUUGGAUGGCUGAGCUGCUCUGCUAACGAGCCACCUCCUGUGAGGGGGGGGUCAUUAGGGUAUUGGGGGGCCCUGCCUUGAAAACUGAGGUGCUGCCUUAUGCGGUUGAAUGAGGGGGAGCAAUAUUGCUUUUGGGGUCUGCUGAGCCUGGACUGGAUAUUGGGGUCCCCUCUGUGGAUGAAGGCUUGAAGCCUGGGGGGGUAACCUCAGCUGUAAAUCGGGGUUCCCACUGUGGCCCAGAUAUUGGGGUCCACUCUAUUGGCUUGGGCUAAAAUAGAGGGUCACUCUAUGGCCACAGGGCUGUAUAUUGGGGUCCCCCUUAUAGUAUAUCUGGGGGUCCCCCUUUUGCAACCAGGCUAAUAGAGUCCCCUCUCCUGUAUCCAGCCACAUUCUCCCUCUGUCUCUCUGUCUCUCUCUCUCUCCCGGCUCCCAAAAUCCCCCUCUGUGACUAUCAACACCCCCUGAAACUGCCCCCCUGCACCCCAGAAAGAGCUUAGAAGGCCCCCCAAUACCCCCGCUGCCUCCUAGCGCCCCCUGCUGGCGGGGCCGGAGCCCCCCAAUUCUCCACCUGUUCAUAGCUAUAAAUAGACCUGUAUAGUCCUUUUUUCUUUAAGGGAACAUGAUUUCUGGCCCCCUCCCACCCAGCCCCCCGCCCCACUCCCCAACAGUGACGUCCCCCCAGACGUCGGUUGUCUACUCGUAGAGUUCUCUACGACCAAGUAUCAGGAUUCAGUCCUCGCCCCGGCCCCCUCUCGCGCGGAGGCCGGAUUGUACAUAUGUAACGCGUCGCAAGGGAUCAUGGGUAACGAGUUUCCUUUUUUUAAGGGGAAAAAAAAUAGACCAAAAAAGGCAAUGAACAAAAUCAAAUACAACGCACGGAUUCCCGCCUCCCCCCGCUGGCAGUGCAUGGCCACGCGUGUAGGGCUGGGGGAGGGCCCGUGGCGUGUUCGUGUGCGUGUGCUGCCUGUGACACGGCCCU
Molecule: messenger RNA, 3786 nt
Organism: Alligator mississippiensis (American alligator)
Lineage: Eukaryota; Metazoa; Chordata; Crocodylia; Alligatoridae
Gene: NPAS4
Product: neuronal PAS domain protein 4
Exons: 9
Coding region: 30-1739 (569 amino acids)
Biological process (GO): regulation of transcription by RNA polymerase II
Molecular function (GO): protein dimerization activity; RNA polymerase II transcription regulatory region sequence-specific DNA binding; DNA-binding transcription factor activity, RNA polymerase II-specific
Source: RefSeq, a predicted model, not a curated record